Messenger RNA from Liolophura sinensis, 3165 nucleotides. RefSeq names its product succinate--CoA ligase [ADP-forming] subunit beta, mitochondrial-like. Gene Ontology annotation, molecular function: ATP binding; succinate-CoA ligase (ADP-forming) activity. Lineage: Eukaryota; Metazoa; Mollusca; Polyplacophora; Chitonida; Chitonidae. The record is from RefSeq and is a predicted model, not a curated record. Gene Ontology annotation, cellular component: succinate-CoA ligase complex; mitochondrion. Gene Ontology annotation, biological process: tricarboxylic acid cycle; succinyl-CoA metabolic process.
ACCCUCUAGAGCCUCCCCUCCACAGCAACACAUACCGGAAGUGGAACUCUCGAGCAGACGGAAAGAAUCAUGGCGUCCAUCGUCUGUCGAUCGUCGAGGUUAGCCGACAAAUUCCUCUUGAAACAUGCAUCAAAGCUCUUAUGUGCCCCCUGUCUGGCAAGCCCCACACCCAGGCGACACCUUUCAAUUCAUGAACACAAUGCCAUGAAACUUCUGCAGGACGCAGGCGUCGGGGUGCCAUCAUUCCGUGUCGCUAACAGUGCUGAGGAAACGUACACGUAUGCCAAAGAACUGGCUGAUCUGACUGGAGUGUCAGAUGUGGUCGUCAAAGCACAAGUCCUGGCCGGGGGCAGAGGCAAAGGCAGCUUCGAGAGUGGACUCAAGGGUGGAGUCAAGAUCGUCUUCUCAGCUGAGGAGGCAAAGGAUAUAGCCAGUAAGAUGAUAGGGUGGAAGAUCAUCACCAAACAGACCGGGUCUGAGGGACGAAUGUGUAACCAGGUGAUGGUUUGUGAGAGACUGUAUUCAAGAAGAGAGUACUACUUUGCCAUUGCCAUGGAGAGAGCAUUCAUGGGCCCUGUCAUGGUGGCAAGUUCACAGGGAGGUGUGAACAUAGAGGAAGUGGCAAGGGAAAACCCCAGCGCCAUUCUUAAGGAGGCCAUAGACAUCAAGAAAGGCAUGACAAGAGAACAGGCGACAAAAAUGGCAGAACAAAUGGGCUUCUCAGGCAACUGUGCAGAACAGGCUGCUGAUUACAUGAUCAGACUUUACAACGUGUUUACCAAGUUUGAUGCAACACUGAUAGAGAUAAACCCCAUAGCUGAGGACUCUUCAGGAAGAGUUCACUGCAUGGAUUGUAAGAUCAACUUUGAUGACAAUGCAGCUUUCCGUCAGAAAGCAAUCUUCAGUCUUCAGGACUGGUCACAGGAAGACCCCAGAGAUAAGCAAGCUGCUGAGGCAAACCUCAACUACAUCGGGCUGGACGGCAGCAUUGGCUGUCUGGUUAAUGGUGCUGGCCUGGCUAUGGCCACGAUGGACAUAAUCAAACUCCACGGCGGGUCUCCUGCCAACUUUCUGGAUGUGGGAGGCGGAGCUACAGCCGAUCAGGUCACCGAGGCAUUCAGGCUGAUCACAUCAGACAAAAAUGUACAUGCAAUUUUAGUGAAUAUUUUCGGUGGCAUUAUGCGAUGUGAUGUGAUAGCUCAGGGAAUUGUGGCUGCGGCAGAUAAACACCUCAAGAUACCCAUUGUUGUCAGAUUACAAGGUACAAGAGUUGACGAUGCUAAAGCCUUGAUAGCAGCGAGUGAUAACCUCAAGAUUUUAGCCUGUGACAAUCUCGAUGAAGCGGCUCAAAUGGUUGUCAAGCUGUCCACGAUUGUUGGUUUGGCACGAGAAGCAGCCGUCGACGUUAAAUUUGAAUUACCCUUGUAGUGAAAAAAAAGAGUAUUUAACUUAACCCCUUGUAUUAUAAUAAUAGAGACAGUUGAAACAAUGGCAAAAAAAAAAAAAAAAUACGGUUUAAAAGACUUUCAGGAUAAAUAUACAUCUAGCAGCACAUAUCUGGAACGCUGUUUUCCCAGGACUUGUUUACAGAAUGUUGUUGUUGAUUUUAUUUUAGGUUUGUAACUGUAUUUAAACUAAAAUAAGGGUACAUGUACGUAUGCUAUUGCCUGGGUUCACUGAUAGAAACUCCACACAUUUAUCUGAAGACACCUCUGUGUUAUUUCUUUUUGAGUUGCACGUAUUGCCCAAUUUUACAGUGGUCAAGUUUUGAAGAGGAUUUGACUAUAGUAAAGGAAUACCUGAUUUUGUUGGCUUAUUAAGAGAAAAUUUUAGUGUACCUUAGUGUGGAUUGAUUUAAACUGGUCUGUACUGGUUUAACGUUCUGCUUUGUAAUGUUCAGUAUUGUAAGUGGUCAGUCUUGCUCAUUUCAUGUAACUUGAGCCAUUAAAGUCUUAUCUUUUCUCUGGGAGGCCAGUAUCCGUACUCCACGACUUCAGUACGAUAGCACCAACAGCCUAACUGGACCAGUGUGUUGACAUAGUGCUUUGUUAUUAUUUGGAAACAGUGGUGUCACCUGAUCAGGCUGACCAAUCAUUUGGGAUUUUCGUUUGUAGCCAUUCUGUGAUUGGUCAGACAAAGCCAUCCACUCUAACAUUUGCCUUUCUACAAAUGGAAGAAAAAUUGAUUAAUUUUCAUCUCCCAGUGAAAAUAACUCGGCAAAAUAUUAUUCGGCUCGCUAAUCUUGCUAAAAACAAAGCAUUAGAGAUGUGAGGGAGAGUGCCAUAGUAAGGUACAAUAUUCAAAGCCAUCAUAUCUUGUGUGUUUUGUUUUAUUUUGGAGAGGUGUUGUGAUUGUAGUGUAUCUACUGUCUGUACUGAGGAGCGAGUUAAAUAAACAGGCAAUCUCAUGGAAUUUUUGGUAUUAAAAUGUGUCCAAAUCUGUUCAGUCUGUGAACUCUUUCCUCAACAAAACCCAUAGAAAUUGUGAAAUUUUUCCUCAUUGCUAAAAAAACAUGUCUUUGUUUUCUGAUUGGUUAUGAAACUCAUUUAAAGGGAAGGGUCAGUAGUUGUCGUUGGUUUAGCAUAAUGUCACAGGAGCGUCAUUUCGCUCUCCAUCUUAUCGUGUCUUUGUUUAUCCAGGCGUGUCCUCAAGCGUUUUAUGUUUGUGCGAUUUAGUCAUGUUAUAUCGUGUGCAAGCUUUGUGCAUUUUGGCCAAAUUCUCUGGCAUCUUUUGGAAGUGCUCAUAAGCUAAACAAUGAGGAAUUUAUUGAAAUAAAGGCUAUCGUUAUGCAAAAAGAAAACACCUAGUUCUAACAUCAGAGGUGGACUAACGCAAACUGUUUUUUAAUUCUCUUUAAAAGAUGUUAUAAAACAACAAAAACAUAUCAAUAUCCCGUUGAUAAUACUUCAGUUAAAAUUUUCAUUACUCUGAAAAGCAGAUGCAUUUAUAGUAUACAAGUAUUAAAUGUACAAUGUAUUCAAAUGGAUUUAAAACUUUCAAUUUAUCUGAUUUCAGUCAAGCAUGUUUAGACAGUGUGUGCUGAACUGAAUGUAAAUAUUUUGUAAAGAAGAAAUACCCCAAAAGUAAACUAGCAUGAAGUGCAUUGAUGUGCUGUAUGUUCUCUGAGAAAGUCAAUAAAACUGAAAGGUACAAUGUUAUGAUUAA